Messenger RNA from Chelmon rostratus (copperband butterflyfish), 4283 nucleotides. RefSeq names its product FERM, RhoGEF (ARHGEF) and pleckstrin domain protein 1 (chondrocyte-derived) (gene farp1). Gene Ontology annotation, cellular component: cytoskeleton. Lineage: Eukaryota; Metazoa; Chordata; Actinopteri; Chaetodontiformes; Chaetodontidae. The transcript is spliced from 28 exons. The record is from RefSeq and is a predicted model, not a curated record. Bases 254 to 3364 code for a protein of 1036 amino acids. Gene Ontology annotation, molecular function: cytoskeletal protein binding; guanyl-nucleotide exchange factor activity.
UCGGUGCACGGUUUCCCACAUUUGUUUCAAUGGCCACCGCUCAGAGAGCACGUCCCAGCUGAGAGGGAGCAGUUCGGCUGCGAACACAGGACUUCUUCAGAGAACUCCGCAGCGCAACACUGUGCGGGAUUCACCGUCUGCGCUGGAAAUACGAGCUCUGACUGACGGACAGUCUGUGGAUCAGGAGAAGAAAGACUGGACGUGAACAGAGGUGCCUGCAGCUCGAGAGCCCCUCGCCGUAGCUUCCUUCACCAUGGUCGAACCAGCCGACAGGCCGUCGACAGCCGGUCAGAGGCUGGGCGCCCCCGAGAGCUUCGGGGUGUCCACCCUGGAGCCAGGCCUGCGUCCUCCUGCCCAGCCUCCAGGACGACAAGUCUCCAUCAGGGUUCAGAUGCUCGAUGACACACAGGAAGUCUUCCAGAUAUCGCAACGCUCCCCCGGCAAAGUGCUGUUUGACCUGGUUUGUGCCCAUCUCAACCUGGCAGAGGGAGAUUAUUUUGGACUGGAGUAUCAGGACCAGCGCAAGAUGACGCUGUGGCUGGAUCUGCUGAAGCCGACGCUGAAACAGAUCAGACGGCCUAAAAACACCAUCCUUCGUUUUGUGGUGAAGUUCUUCCCUCCUGACCACACGCAGCUCUUGGAGGAGCUGACUCGGUAUCUGUUCGCCCUGCAGAUUAAACGCGACCUGGCCUGCGGUCGUCUUAUCUGCAACGACACCAGCGCUGCCCUCAUGGUCUCUCACAUCAUUCAGUCCGAGAUCGGAGAUUUCGAUGAGACGCAGAGCUGGCAGCAUCUCCUCCACAAUAAGUACCUGCCCGACCAGGACGCCAUCAGAGACAAGAUCACCGACUGCCACCGCAGCCAUGUCGGACAGACUCCUGCAGUGUCCGACUACCAGCUGCUGGAAAUCGCCCGGCGGUUGGAGAUGUACGGCGUCCGACUGCACCCAGCCAAGGACAGAGAGGGUACUAAGCUCAGUCUGGCUGUGGCGCACACCGGCGUGCUGGUUUUCCAGGGCUACACAAAAAUCAACGCCUUCAACUGGUCCAAGAUUCGCAAGCUCAGCUUCAAACGCAAAAGGUUCCUAAUUAAGCUGCGAGCAGACCCCACUCAGAAUGCCCAUCACGAUACGCUGGAGUUCGCCAUGGCCAGCAGGGACUGCUGUAAGAUCUUCUGGAAGAUCUGCGUGGAGUAUCACGCCUUCUUCAGGCUCUUCGAGGAGCCCAAGCCCAAACCCAAGCCCAUCCUCUUCACCAGAGGAUCCUCAUUCCGCUUCAGCGGCCGUACCCAGAAGCAGAUCAUUGAUUAUGUGAAAGACUCAGAGGUCAAGAAAGUUCCAUUUGAAAGGAAGCACAGUAAGAUUCUGUCCAACAGCAGCAUGUCCCCUCAGUCGUCCUCCUUCAGAUCACAAGUGCCAAAAGAGAGUGCCAUGUCUGUCCCAUUAGCAGACCAGCCCGACUCAGCCAGGCUGCUCCAUAAAGCUGAGUCUAAUGGUUCAGAGGAGCCGCCAGCCGCCGCAUCCUCUGCCAACGGCUUCCAUGAUAUGCUGGCAGCGCCUGGAUCAGAGCCGACUCAGUCCCGACAGAGCCACCACGGUACCGGAUCAGCACCGGACCCGCAGUUCCUCAACCCAGAAAGUCCCGCUUCAGAGGACUCUCCGGCGGGAAGUCCCCACGUGGUCGUCAAUAGCAACGGCUUGGUAAAUGGACAGGGGACGGGCAGCAGCGGUAUCCUGGGUCCAGGUCCCGAGGGGCGGCAGCUGUCACCUCUCACCAGCCCGCUGCUCACUGACGCCGGAUGUGUCCGCAACGAUGAUGAAGAGGAGGCAAGGAGGAAGAAGUUUCCCACAGACAAGGCCUACUUCAUAGCCAAGGAACUGCUGACCACAGAGCGGACCUACCUCAAAGACCUGCAGGUCAUCACGGAGUCCUUCCAGGGUGUUGUGGGGAAAGACGAGGCCUUCCCAGAGUCUGUUAAGAACCUGAUCUCCACCAGCUACGAUCCGGUCUACAAGUUUCACCAGGGAUUCCUCAAAGAGGUGGAGCAGCGGCUGGCGCAGUGGGAGGGUCGUUCUAACGCCCACAUUAAAGGGGACUAUCAGCGAAUUGGUGACAUUCUCCUGAAGAACAUUCAGGGUCUGAGGCAGUUGACGGUUCAUCUUCAGAAACAUUCAGAGUGCCUGGUUGAAGUGGAGCGGGCCUGUAGGUCCAGUCGGAAGGCGGAGGCUCUGUGUCGAGACUUUGAGCAGCAGAGGGUUUGCUACCUGCCCUUCAACAUCUUCCUGCUAAGGCCUCUCCACCGCCUGCUGCACUACAAGCUCAUCCUGGAGAGGCUCUGCAAGCACUACCCGCCCACCCACGACGACUUCAGGGACUGCAGAGCGGCCCUGGCGGACAUCUCCGAGAUGGCGCUGCAGCUCCAGGGCGCCAUGAUGAAGAUGGAGAACUUCCAGAAGCUUCUCGAGCUGAAGAAAGAUCUGACCGGCAUCGACAGCCUCGCCAUCCCCGGGAGGGAAUUUAUCAGGCUCGGUUGCCUCAGCAAGCUCUCAGGGAAGGGCCUUCAGCAGAGGAUGUUCUUCCUGUUCAGUGAUUCCUUGGUCUACACCAGUCGAGGAAUGACUCCGUCCAACCAGUUUAAAGUUCAUGGCCAGCUUCCCCUCUACGGCAUGACGAUCAGAGAAAGCGAGGAGGAGUGGGGAGUCCCUCAUUCGUUCACCUUGUUUGGACAGCGUCAGUCGGUGGUGGUGGCAGCCAGCUGUGCAUCAGAGAUGGAGAGGUGGGUGGAGGACAUCCGGAUGGCCAUUGACCUGGCGGAGCAGAGCAGCAGCCCCAACACUGACCUGCUGUCCACCAGCCUGUCUGACAACAAGCUGUCGGAGGACGGUGGAGCUGAUCUGGAGUCUGAGGAGGAGCUCUGCGGCUCGCGCUCGUCCCUGGAGCGCCAGGGUCACCGUGGUAACACCACCGUGCACGUCUGCUGGCAUCGCAACACCAGCGUGUCCAUGGUGGACUUUAGUGUUGCUGUGGAGAACCAGCUCUCAGGUAACCUGCUGAGGAAGUUUAAGAACAGUAACGGCUGGCAGAAACUCUGGGUGGUCUUCACCAACUUCAGCCUCUUCUUCUACAAGUCACACCAGGACGACUACCCGCUGGCCAGCCUCCCUCUGCUGGGCUACUCUGUCACUGUCCCGUCUGAGUCGGAGAACAUCCACAAAGACUACGUCUUCAAACUCCACUUUAAAUCCCACGUCUACUACUUCAGAUCAGAGAGCGAGUACACCUUUGAGAGGUGGAUGGAGGUGAUCCGCAGCGCCACCUGCUCUGCCAGCCGCUCGCUGCCGAGCACCAGGAAAGACCUUUACUGACGACCCCGCCUCCCUCAGCUCUCCCCCUGCUGCAUAGAGACUCUCGCCUGGAUGGAGAUCCAGGCUUCAGGCUGCACAAACACCAGAAAGAAUCCACACUAAUGAAUACCUCUGAAUGGUUGAUUCACACACACACAUCUGCCAGAGGUCCUCCCACUUCACCUCCACCCUCCUACUUCUGCACCGCUAGUGUCUAAUUAGAGACAAACUGUCUGCGAUGGCAGUGGUCCACGAUGGUAUUCAUAAUUUACUUUUUUUUCUGCGCCAAACUGGCAGCAGAAAGUCUCACUGGCAAUGUUUUCCUUUACAUAACUGUUUUUGACUUUGAGUGUUGUUCACAUGCACACGUAUGGAUUUAAGAAUCACCUCAAUGACGUGUCCUGUUUUAUCUUUGUGAUGAGCCUGAAGAACCAGAAGUAUUCGGGACACUGAAGCACGAGUUUGUGCACCGUGUUGUUUUUGCAUUUUACAUGUCUCCUUGGUAAAUAUUCCUGUGUAACAUUUGAGAUGACGAUGAAAAAUGUACAGAAAAGGAACAAGACCUAAACCAGGAUUUUAAACUAUAUGUGGAAACCUGUGUGCAUGUGAACACACUCAUGGUGACGAGAGUAUUUUUGUUUGUCUGAAAUCAGAUGAAUUAAAUGUGAUGCCAGUUUGGACACGAUUAGAAAACAUCCGACUUUUCCUUUUUGUAAGGUAACUUUUUGUACAGUACUUUGAUACACUGUGAAAUGUUCUUUAUUAUUGCUUUUCUGUAAGUUUUGCUUUUAUUUAGAAGGACAAAUCCAAACUGCUUCCAACGCCAACAGAGAUUUCACUGGUCCGUUUGCCAAAUACCUUCUCUUCUGUAUUAUUCCAGUUUUCUGGAUUUUACUAUUCUAAAUAAAGAUGAGAAAAGAUUGUUCAUAUGAAAGAAAAA